AUGGACGAACUCUUGGCAUACAAAAGUCUAGCUCCCCAUGUGUGGAUAUUAAGAGCAUCAGGAAUUUUCAGACUAAAUCAAGAGUCGCCCAAGCAUCAUAUAUUUUUUCACACGAUCUAUUUGCGAUGGCUCAUUGGGUUCUUCUCAGUGUACACCAUUCAGCAAAUUCUGAAAAUUUACUAUAGUCGCGAUGAUGUGAACAAAGUGAUGGAGACCAUGUUUUUAUUUCUCACCAACACGGACUGCAUUUACAAGGCUGUUGUUUUUCAAAGUAAGCCCGAGCGGAUCGAGGAACUUCUGAACACUUUGAAAGGGCCAAUUUUCAACAAAGGACUGCCAGAGCACCGGCCUCUUCUAGUGGAUACGAUCCGCCAUGCUAUGCUCUAUUUCCGAAUAUUCAACCACAUGUCGCUCUUCACUUGUUUUCUUUGGGUAGUCCAUCCUACUUUGAUGCACAUUCAGGGAAAACCUAUACAGAGCACGGUGUGGCUACCGUUCGAUGCCAAUCAAGAUCCACAAUAUUACAUUGCCAUCGUCUACGUUUGGAUCCAGACAUCCUGGCUGGCGCACGCUAAUACAGCGAUGGAUGUCUUCAUCACUUUCCUUCUAGAACAAUGUAGGACGCAAGUUUCUAUUCUCAGAAUCGAUUUGGAAAACGUGGUACAAAAAAGCAAAGAAGAAAUGGCCGACACCUCAUCCUCUUACUCCGAAAUUCUAGAGAAGCGUUUCCGCAAAAUGAUAAUACAUCACAAAGAAAUCGUGAACUCGGCUGACAAAAUUCAAGAUAUAUUUGGAGGGGCUGUGUUUUAUCAAUUCAUCAUAGGCGGGUGGAUUUUGUGCUGCUCAGCUUAUAGGAUGGUCAGCACUAAUCCAGCGUCAGUGGAGUUUGUGUCCAUGGUUAUGUACAUUAUCUGUAUUCUCAUGCAGAUAUUCCUGUAUUGCUUUUUUGGAAACGAGUUAUUUUAUGAGAGCAUCAAACUCACGGAAUCAGCUUACGAUGUAGACUGGCUAGAGAUUCCCAUGAAGCUUCGACUACACCUGCUUAUCUUCAUGGAGAGGAUCAAGCGGCCUAUAUGCCCUACCGCAGGUUCUAUUAUACCUCUCUCCAACAGUACCUUUGUUUCGAUUGUUCGCAGUUCCUACUCUUUCUAUGCGUUUUUGAAAAACUCCGAUCAUUAAUUUGUUAGGCUAUAAGCUUUUCAUGUAGUAUU
Molecule: messenger RNA, 1211 nt
Organism: Ostrinia nubilalis (European corn borer)
Lineage: Eukaryota; Metazoa; Arthropoda; Insecta; Lepidoptera; Crambidae
Product: odorant receptor Or1-like
Exons: 9
Coding region: 1-1179 (392 amino acids)
Biological process (GO): detection of chemical stimulus involved in sensory perception of smell; sensory perception of smell
Cellular component (GO): plasma membrane
Molecular function (GO): odorant binding; olfactory receptor activity
Source: RefSeq, a predicted model, not a curated record